CCUGGCCCACAUGUGAAAGCAGCUGGUGGAGCUGAGCUGUUCCCAUUCAACCACACACUCCUCAACCCCACUUCUCUCUCAGCACCAUUUCUCACAAUACUGCGGUGUGCAAAAACUUGUGCAGUGUCUCUCUGCCCCUUUUACCAAGCAAUGGCAGACAUGAACAAUCCUACUCACUCUCUGGGAUCAGGGCACCCCCACCACCACCACUAUGUAUUUAACCGCACAAGGCCAUUUUUCUAUGUUCAACCACCCAGCCAGCCUUUCUACAUGUACCAAUGGAAUAUGAACUUGAAUCCCUAUGGCAACCCUGCAUCUGGUUUGCCUUAUAUGCGUCAGUACAUGGCUCCAUACCCAUGUAUGUCUGGAUAUCCAGGUUAUGUGAUACCCCAGGCCCCAGUUUACCCUGUGGAAUACAGACACAUGUUCAACCCUCAUCGCCCAUCAUCCUCUGCAUAUGGUGUUCAGUUAAGGCACCAUCAUAGCCGCCAGACAAAGGAAACGGCAAGCUCUGAGGUCCAAACAGACCAGAGUGACCUUCUCACCAAGCUGACUGACAGUCUGGAUGCACUCGCAAUCAGUGAUAUUGCAGCAAAAGAAGGAAAGGAGCCAGUCACACCUGAUACAGAGGUUCUUCCCCCAAAAAUCGUGACUCAGUCUUCAUUUGACACUGGAAAGACAAUUGAGACGGCCAUGCCCAGUGAUUCCACAGCUCAAGAACCGAGGAACAGUGAAUCUGUUCUGAACAAUAUGGGCAAGGUCGUCUGGGACUUAAAAGCUGAGGCACACGACAAAGCCCAGGAUGACACCCAAUCCCUGGUCUCAGGAAUUGGCAUUUUACCCCUCGACAGCUCCUCAGUCAAUGGGGAAGAUGAGGAUGUACACUUUUCCUGUGAGAUGCCUUGUCUGGCUGAGAAGCUUCACCAUACUGUUGCACUAGAGGUGAUGAAUGGCAAAAGGAAUCUAGGGGUGGAGGCUGAGGAAGACCUGCCCUAUCGCAUCCUGAGAUUACCCUGUGACAAGGUGACCACAGGCAUGUUGCAGCAGGACCAGCCCCUGUGGUUAAUUGACCCCUCUACCUCCACCACUGUAUUCCCUCAGAACUACAUGUCUGUGGCCAGCAGUCACUCAGCAUACUACAGCUACUACCCAUAUCCAACAGUACAGGUAACCACAAGGCGCCAGAGCAUCCUGACCCCAUCCAUGGAUGAGCUGUCAUCCAGGGAUGAGCUUUUCUCAGACAUUGAUAAUCUUGAAAAUGACUCCAUAAUUGGAGGUGGAGAGGUCGUGUCCAGUGAACCAAUAUAUAUAAGUGGUGGGAAAAUGGCCACAAAUGGAGAGACAUGGGAGGGUUCUGGGAAGAAUGACUGCAGUCCAUUAGCCACUAAACUUUCCAAGAUGUGUCUGCAGACUUGCGUUUGCUGUGGUAAGAGCCUGGGGAGAACCAAUGAAAGGAUGCCUUUUGGAGGAGGGAAAGGAGGGAGUAUGCAGAAUGAGUAUCAGGACAGAUCAGAUGAAGCAGAGGAGGUGGUUACUGAAGGAGCAGAAGUGCCACAUCAUGUCUACAGCUACUCCACUGCAAGAUCCUCACCACAUGCCUGCCCUACUCCUUAUCUCCCUCCCUUCCACCUAUAUCCUAAGAGAAGGUCCAGAAAGACGUGCAACUAUGAGGAACAUGAUGCAGUGGGGGAGAUGGUGGUGCACAAAGAGCAGGCGGAGCAUGGCAAUGGCCAAGGCCCAGACCGCUGUCCUCCUGCCCAAGCAACAAGAAAAAGUAACAAAUAUAAAGGGAGAGGACAAAGAAAUCCCCCAUCCAGGAAUCAUAAUGACAAACCCUGGCUAGAACGACCAGCAGCAGUAGCACCAAACAGCGGAGGAAGCUGUGGUCUGAAAUAUAAGCUCAGGUCAUCAAGACCUUAUUGUGGGACAGAUGAAGAGUGCCUCCAGCAUAACAGGCCUGCCUGCAAAGCUUCAUUCCAGCAGAGGCCCAGGAGGACGUACCAUGAUUACCAGGAGAAUGAGGUCUCCAAUAGUUACAGGAGCAGAGGGUCCACAACGAGAAGAAGCACAAGAUAUUGAGUAUUUGCACCACCCCAAUAUAUUAUUUAUAUUUAUAAUAUAUUGCCUAACUAAGAUCUAAUAUAUAAAUUCACUUGCACUAUGCACUAUGUAAUGCACACAACACACAUUCUUCUAACUUGAUAGACACUAAUGAUGGAAGGUAUUGGUGUUAAUGGAGAUAGUAUGCAACCAGUAAAUGGCUUGCAGUAAAAAGAAGAGAUCCUGAAUGUCCACUGUUUUAACCCAUGUUGCAGGAUGUAUCUCAACAAGUUGAAGUGAAUGUCUUCCCUUAGCUUUGUACAGGCAUUGGACACCAGGUUGAAUCAGGUUUCUGGGUAAAUGUUCGCCAUACUGAUUUUACAUGAUGUGUCUUUAGAUGAUCCUUGGAUCCCAAGAAAUGCUUGUGUUUUUGGUGCCAAUUCCACAUGAUUUCCCUUAUUUAUCCUAAUUGCUUAAGAAAUUGUGGAUUGGUAAAAGAUGAGUCAAGUUUUUAUUAUCUAAGAAAGCAUUGUUUUUAUGGACAACCUGAAAGCAGUCGUUCAACAUUGUCUAUCUGCUUCUCAAUACUGUUCUAGAAUUAAUAAUCAAAUUUCCCCUGUCAGUUUAAGCCAACCAUCUGACAGCUGGUUUCUUGGUCAGCACACACACCCACUUUUAAAUAUGAAUUUUGUGGGAAAUGCUGUACCGUACUGAAUGUCAAAAGAUGGCUUUUUUUCAGUCAGUGUCUGACUGCCUCCUGAGUGGCUGCACACUUGACUGGGUCUGGGAGGUGUAGAUCCAGUUUAUGUGAACAGAGCUCGUCCUAGUUUUAACUGGCAGUACAGCAUUCACUGGAGAUGUCAGGCUGAGAGUGCUAAUAGUUUGUUUUAAAAUGAAAGAUACGUCCAAAACCUGAUACGUUUUCACAAUUUUUAAAAAAAGAUAAUGACAACCUGACACUUCUUCCUUUUCUAUUGAAUGCCUUGAAUGUUUACAUUGCUGAAAUGCUUCUUCAGUAUCUCGCUGCCUCCUCUCCCAGUGUGUGUGUGUGCUGGACUGGGUCUGGGAGGUGUAGACCCAGAUCACCUGAACAGAACACUCCUAGUUUUAAUAGGCAGUGAGACUUUCCCUGAAGGAGCAUGCUACUUGUAGGCCCACUUAUCCAUGACUGCACUUGGUUUCCAUACUGUUUCAACUUAAAAAAAAAAAAAAAAAAAAAAAAAAGUGUUGAAGAAUUGUUUUCAGCUGUUACAU
Messenger RNA from Myripristis murdjan (pinecone soldierfish), 3294 nucleotides. RefSeq names its product bucky ball (gene buc). The record is from RefSeq and is a predicted model, not a curated record. The transcript has 13 exons. The coding region runs from base 151 to 2079 and encodes 642 amino acids. Lineage: Eukaryota; Metazoa; Chordata; Actinopteri; Holocentriformes; Holocentridae.